Messenger RNA from Colletotrichum graminicola M1.001, 1452 nucleotides. RefSeq names its product glycine cleavage system T protein. Gene Ontology annotation, molecular function: aminomethyltransferase activity; protein binding. The transcript has a single exon. Gene Ontology annotation, cellular component: mitochondrion. The record is from RefSeq and is a predicted model, not a curated record. Gene Ontology annotation, biological process: glycine catabolic process. The coding region runs from base 1 to 1452 and encodes 483 amino acids. Lineage: Eukaryota; Fungi; Ascomycota; Sordariomycetes; Glomerellales; Glomerellaceae.
AUGACACGAUCUCGAUUGGUAGCAGCCGCGAGGACGGCCCGGCCGCUCUUUACCUCGCCCGCCCACCAGGGCCGGUCCCUCGCCGGGCUGACGGCAUCCUCCAACACGGCCCCGGCCCCGAGAACGGCGACCGCACCGGUACGCCAACCAGCACACUACCGUCUCUAUUCCUCCUCCUCCUCCUCCUCCGCCGAUUCCCGCAAGAACUGGAAGGAGAAGCUCGCCGCCUUCUCCAAGCAGGACAAGACGCCGCUGUACGACUUCCACAUCGCCCACGGCGGCAAGAUGGUCAUCUUCGGCGGCCAUCACAUGCCGGUGCAGUAUGCCGGCCUCUCCCUCACCGAAUCUCACCACUUCACCCGCACCCACGCCUCCCUCUUCGAUGUCAGUCACAUGGUGCAGCACCGCUUCACCGGCCCGCGCGCCGCUGCAUUCCUCGAGACUGUCACCCCUUCGAGCGUUGCCGAUAUGGACGUCAACACCAGCAAGCUCAGCACCUUCCUGUGGCCGGGCACGGGCGGCAUCGUCGACGACACCAUGAUCACGCGCCUCGGCGAGGAGGAGUUCGCCGUCGUUUCCAACGCGGGCACCCGGGAGAAGAUCUUCAAGUACCUCACCGAGCAGACGGCGGGGCUGCAGAACCCCGAGGGCAAGGAGUUCUGGUGGGAGGUCCUCGAGGGCUACGGGCUGAUUGCCCUGCAGGGCCCCCAGAGCGCCGAGAUUCUCCAGGAAGUCGUAGACCCGGCCGACAGCGUGGACUUGACGAGCCUGCACUUUGGCAACACUGCUUUCGCCCGGCUGAGGUAUCAGGUCGACGGCCAGUGGAGGUCGACAUCGGACAAGGCCAUGAUCAGCCGCGGAGGCUACACCGGCGAGGACGGCUUCGAGAUCUCGUUCAAGUCGACCAAUGGCGAGGCGGACCCGCUGGCGCGGACGCUGCUCCAGGUCGCCGGGCCCGAGAGGCUCCAGCUUGCGGGCCUCGGCGCGAGAGACAGUCUGCGCCUUGAGGCCGGUAUGUGCUUGUAUGGCCACGACAUUGAUGACACGACGACGCCGGUGGAGGGUAGCCUGUCGUGGAUCAUCCCCAAGGAGCGGAGGACCAAGGGCGGCUUUCACGGCGCCGAGGUCAUUAACAAGCAGAUCGUGCCCAAGAGCAAGGGCGGCACGGGCAUCGAGAGGCGGCGCGUGGGUUUUGUGGUGAGCGGCGCGCCCGCCCGCGAGGGCGCCGACAUCUUCACCAAGGACGGCGAGAAGGUCGGUGUCAUCACCAGUGGCUCGCCCAGCCCCACUUUGGGCAAGAACAUUGCCAUGGGCUACGUCAAGGAGGGUCUGCACAAGUCGGGCACCGAGUUGGACGUGGUGGUGAGAGGGAAAAAGAGGGCGGCGACGGUGGCCAAGAUGCCAUUUGUCCCCAGCAAGUACUUCAAGGGGCCGACUCCGGCGCCGGCGUGA